Messenger RNA from Gossypium arboreum, 971 nucleotides. Its product is annotated as glycine-rich cell wall structural protein 2-like. Bases 189 to 803 code for a protein of 204 amino acids. The transcript has a single exon. The record is from RefSeq and is a predicted model, not a curated record. NCBI's taxonomy places the organism in Eukaryota, Viridiplantae, Streptophyta, Magnoliopsida, Malvales, Malvaceae.
CUACUAGAAUUUCAGCUAACUUUGGAUUGGAGGGAUUUAUAUUAUAUUAAUUUCAAGUUUUUUUUUUAUUUGAUUCGUGACGCCUAUAAAUAGAGAGCUUUGCCUUAACUUUUUUAUCAAUCAACUAAGCUUGUUUUCAGUAGAUUUUAAGAUUUGCAUUGAGCUUUUUGCAUAAGUGAGGUUUGAGUAUGGGGAGCUGUAGGGUUAUUGGCGCUGCGUUCUUGGUUUUGCUGCUUGUAGAUUUAGCUUUUGCUGCUAGGUCAUUUAAGGCUGUAGGAAAGGGAGGUGGUGCUGGAGGAGGAGGAGGAGGAGGAAGUGGUGCAGGUGGUGCCAAUGGUUUAGGCUCAGGUUCUGGAUAUGGUUCAGGGUAUGGUUCCGGAAGUGGCUCAGGAUAUGGUUCGGGAGCUUAUGGUAGUGGAGGAGGUGGAGGGGGUGGUGGGGGCGGUGGUGGAGGUGGAGGUGGUGGCAGCUCCGGAUCUGGUAGUGGGUCUGGAUAUGGGUCAGGAUCUGGAUCAGGGUAUGGGUCUGGUGGUGGGAUAGGAGGAGGUGGUGGUGGUGGUGGUGGUAGAGGAGGUGGUGGUGGUGGCAAUGGGGGAGGGUCAGGAUAUGGGUCCGGUUCCGGAUACGGAAGUGGGUCUGGAUACGGAAGUGGUGGUGGUAGAGGAGGAGGAGGAGGUGGUGGCAGUGGAGGUGGAGGUGGAGGAGGAGGUGGUGGAGGCAAUGGUUCAGGUUAUGGAAGUGGUUCAGGAUAUGGAAGUGGGUCAGGUUAUGGUAGUAGUGGAGAUGAUGAUUACUCACCAUAAAUUCAAACUUCUUACUUAGUUAGCAAUGCAUUCAAACAUUUAGGAUUUUCCAAUUUUCCGAAUAAAAGUUCUAUGUCUACCUAUCACUAUUUCUAAAGGACUUGUACUCUUUUGUAUGGAAUUCUAAAUGUUGGUUAUUUCAAAUAAGACAAAAUUUUAUCUUUUAAA